AUGGACGAAAACAUGACGGAUGCGACUAAGUCGCCGUCGCAGCCUUCGUCCGUGGACAUGACGUUUGUGGCCAAUUUUUUCGAUCUCGAUGAGGCAACUGUGCAGCAGCUACCUCACGGUCUGUCUCACAAGCUGGCGUCUCAGGCCCAGCAGUUCGAGCUUCUCAAGAGUGAAAAGAUGAUGGCGGAGGUGAAUUUUGAACAAUCGACACACAGUCUCAACUCGAAACUGAAGACUAUCAAAUCCCAACUUGCCCAGGCCAAGGAGAAUGAGGAUGAACUCUCUUCGGAGAUUGCAACUCUCAAGGCCGAGGCCAAGUCGUUCGAGGAGGCCAAAGAGUCCAUGGCCUCUGCUUCUGAGCGAUCAGGAGCAGUUGUCGAAAGCCUAAGAAGCGACAUUGCGCUACUCGAAAACGAAAAACGACGUCUUCUUGAGAGCCUGGAAUCUCGGGGAGGUGACUUUGUGUCUCUUCGUGCGGAUCUCGAGGCUGCACAGGCCAAGAACGGAGAACAUCGACGAGUGAUUGUGGAGCUGGAGGCACAGGUGCAGAAGGAACAUGCGGCAGUGCUGCAGGCGCGGUUCAAGGAGGAGCAGCUCAAGCAGGAGACACAGCAGCUCAAAAAGAGUAACGCAUGGUUGGACGAGGAGCUCAAGACCAAGCAGGAGGAACACAGCAGCUUUCGACGAGAUAAGGCACAGCUGGUGGCCCGGUUACAGGCCGAGGUGGAGCAGACGGCAGCCGAGCGAGAUGGCUUACGUGCUUCUCUUGACACGGCUCGAUCGAGCAACAACACCGUGUCUGCCAAGGUCGAUGAGCUAUUGACUCGAAACAAGCAGCUGCAGGAUGCAGCCGCGUUGGCUGAGGAGAAUUUCCGACGAGAAAUGUCUGCUCAAAAACGGCUGGCUGAGCUAUACGAGAAGUCAGCGUCAGAUGCCAAGGCUCGAGUCAACGAGCUGGAAAAUGGAGGAAACGUAAAGCUGCGAGCUGCAGUGGAAGAGGAGCGGGCCAAAAGUGCGUCUUUGGAGGCCAAACUGGAGGCGGUCGAGAAGCAGCUUCAGGAGAUUCAUGGAUCCUCGAGUACAUCUUCCUUUGCUAACGGCACACCUGCUCCUUCUACGCCUCUUCGGGGAGGUCUCAUUCCUGGCGGAGGAAAUGGUACUCCCUUUUCCCCGUCUGCCAAAAUUGUUUCCGAGCUCAACCGGGGUGGAAUCUCUCUUGUGCAACUCUACGCUGACUAUCAGGAUGUGUGCAAGCGUCUGGAAAAGGAGCGAAGCCGAAACGACGAGCUGCAGAGCGACUUUGACAGACUGCUGGAGGAAAUGGAACAACACACGCCUGCCAUUCUGGCUGAGCGAGACGAGUGUAAGCGUCUGGAGGGUGAACUGGUGCAGUUGAGUGUGCAGCUGCAGGAGGUGUCUGAGUCACGUGAAAAGCUGGCUGCAGGCACAGAAAAGGCCGAGGUAACUGCUAGAGACGGCCAGCGCGAGAUCAAGCUGUUACAGCAGCAACUUGGGGAUGCCUCUCGGCAGAUCCAGCAUCUGCUUGUUCAGCAGAAGAUGCGGGAGGGCAACUCUGGCCCUCUGACUGUGGCUGAGCGAGAAGCUCUCAAUGGCAUGCUUUCUGGCGAGCUGGACGUGUCUGAUACUGAUAAAGUCAUCAGUGAACGCCUUGUUGUGUUUGCUGAUAUCAUUGGCAUGCAGAAGCAGAAUGAGCGACUUCUUAAAAUCUCCAGGGAGCUUGGUCAGAAGCUGGAAGCUAAGGAGUCUGAAACUCGAGACAAGAUGGCCAACGUGGAGUCUGCAGCUAUACAGGAGGCGCACGAUGCUCUCGAAUCUGUUGUGGGCGACAUGGAGCGUCUUCAGAGCCGAUUCGAGGCUGUUUCGAGAGAACGAGACAUGUUCCGGCGUAUUGCUGGCGACAAGGAGAAUGGAGGAGUUGGUGCUAACAACAAUGCCGUCACUGUUACUUCUUCUUCUGCUUCUGACGGCUCUCUUGAGGCUGAGUGGAAUGCUUAUAGGACUGAAACUAACGCUACAAUCAAGUCUCUCAACACUCAGAUCACGUCUCUGUCUGAUGAGCGACAUAGUCUGCAGAUCAACCUGUCCAAGGCCGAGAGCCAGUGUGUUCUUCUUGGUGAGCGUCUUCAAAAUCUCAAAACGAACAGCGAGACUACUCGACAGGAGCGAGAACAGCUUCGACAGCGAGUUGAGCAGCUCCAAGAGGCCGCCACUCGACAAGAAAUUCGAACCCAGGCUGCCACAGAGGAUGUGGUGUCUGCCAGAUCUACCUGUGAUCAGCUUCGAGGAGAAGUGUCCAACUUACAGGCCGAGAAGCGAGUGUGGAAGUCUAUUGAGCAGCGUAUCACCAAGGAUAAUUCUGAGCUGAUGGAUGAGAAGACCAGACUGAACGGUGUUAUCGCCCAGAUGCAGGUUACCGAAUCUGAGCGGUCCAUGCAGGAGGGAGAGUCUCGGAAGCGACUUGUUUCACAGCUGGAGGCUCUGGAACAGAGCAAGAGUUCCACAGAAAAGCAGCUGGAGGAGGCCCGAGGAGAGCUCAAAAAGGUGUCUGAUCGACGAGACAUUGAGCAGGUGCAGUACCAGGAGCGAGUCGAUGCCCUCAACAAGGAGACUGGAGUUGCUCGGGAGCAUCUUGCCGUCGCCAAGGCCGAAGUUUCUUCUCUCAAGGAGCGGAACGCUUCUCUGGAGAGCCAGGUGAUAUCGUUGACUCAACAGGUUGCUGUCCUUCAGCAACAGAAUGAGGGCGAUGAGGCUACCCAGCUUGGUCGACUCAAGAGUGAGCUUGUUUCUGCCCAGAACGAGCUGUCUACUGCCAAAUCCGAGCUUGCUGCUGCCAACGCUCAGGUUGAACAGUUCAAGGGGCUUGCUCAGGCUGCCGAGGAAGGUCUGGACAACAUGGUGGCUUCUCAUGACGAGUACAAGAAGUCGAUUGAGGCACAGUUGGAGACCCAAACAAAGUCUGUGGCUGGUCUGGAGGAGCAGAACAAGGUGCUCUCCGAGGAGCUCAAGCUUGCACAAGGCGAGAUUGAUGUGUUGCAACGACAGGAGGGAGAGCACAUCAGUGCUGUUGUCAACGAGAAGAAGGCUCUGCUAUCACAGAUUGAGUCUCUUAAGGCAGAGACUUCCACUCUGUCUUCUCAGACUGCCGAGUUGAAGAACCAGCUUCAGGAGACCGCCGUCAACUGUGCCACUUACCAGUCCAACUAUGAGACUGAACUGGUAAAGCAUGCCGAGGCUGCCAACUCUCUCACUGCCCUUCGAUCUCAAUUCAAUGAGGUCAAGACCCAAAUUGCGGUGUCUGCUGCUGAAGCUAAGUCUGCCAAGGACCAGCUUGAGUCUGCUUCCGACUCCUGGGAGACUCAGAAGACUGCUCUCGAGGGGGAGGUUGCCAAGCUGAAGUCUCGAGUCGACGAUGUUAUUUCUCAGAACAAUCUUCUUCUGGACAGUCUCGAGACCCGAAAGUCUGGAGGGGACACUUCUGGAGAAUCCACCACUACUAAUACUGACGUUGUCACUUACUUGCGUCAGGAGAAGGAGAUCAUUGAGACCCAGCAUGAGCUGGCUAUCCAGGAGAACAAGCGUCUCCAGGCUCGACUAGAUCACGUGAGUGUUUCUCUCGAUGAGGCUCGUUCUGAUCUGGAGCGACUCAAGGCCUCUAUUAAUGAUGGAGCCAAGUCCGAGAGUGCUCGUCAGGAGCUUGCCGACAAAAUGGAACAGCUCAGUGUGUUCCGAGAGUCCAACAAAACCCUUCGAAUGGAAUGCGAGGCUUCCAACAAGGAGGUUUCACGUCUCCAGGCUACCAUUUCCACUCUGGAGGCCAACUUGGAGCCGUUUGAGAACCAGCUGAGUGACCGUGAGGCCGAGAUUGAGGCUCAGAAGGGCGAGAUCUCGCUGCUCAAGGAGGACAAUGAGCGGUGGAAGGCACGAACUCAGCAGAUUCUGCAGCGACACGAGCGUGUGGAUCCUGCCGAGCUCGAAAGCGCCAAGAAGGAUCUCAAGACUAAGGAGACAGAGCUCGAAAGUGCCAAGAAGGAUCUCGAGACCAAGGAGACGGAGCUUGAGGAGGUCAAGAAGACCCUCGAGGCGACCAAGUCUCGUCUUGACCGACUGAAGGAGGAGGCCAGCCGAAAGCUCAAGCAUGCCCAGCAGGCCAAGAACGCUGCUCAGCAGGAACUUGUGACUGCCCAGGCUGCGCUUGCUGAAGCUCAGAAGGCCGGAUCGGCUGGUUCCGAAGCCCACACAGCUGAGGUGGAGACUCUGCAACAGCAGGUUCAGAAGCUGACGGCUGACCUUGAACAGGCUACUGCCAAGGCCUACGAGACCCAGACCCAACUGGAUGCUGCCAAUGCGCAGGUUGCCGAGGGUCAAUCCAAGCUCGAGGCUGCUACUGCACAGAUCAACGAAUCGCAGUCCAAGUUGCAUGCUGCUUCUGCCGAACUUAACAAGGCCAAGGAGGAGGCUGCUACUACUGCAAGCGAGUUUGCCAGCUAUAAGACGAACGCCGAGUCCAAUACAAAUGCUGCAGAAGCUCCUACAGAGCCUGUUGUUCAGCAGCCUGUGGUCCAGCCCGCUCAGAGCGAGGACCUCAGCAAUGAACUCACUUCUGCUCGAGCUGAGAUUGAAGCUCUGAAGAAGGAGGUUGAUAGUGCUCGAUCUGCUGCUGCCACUGUUGCAGCCGAGGCUGCCACCACCAAGGAAAACGAUGGUGAAGGUACCACCACUACCGUAGUGGCAGACGCUUCCACCGAGACGGCUCCCACCGUGGCUACUUCCGCCGCCACCCAGGCGGAACUCGAGGCUAUGUCUCAGAAGAUUGCAGCUCUUGAGAAGGAGCUGGCCCAGAAGGAGGAGGAGCUUAAGAACGCUCCUGUUCCGGAAGCCGUCAAGGCCCAGAUUGUAUCUCUUGAGGAGAAGGUGACUCAGCUCGAGACGGAGAAGAAGACAGUUGAGACCGAACUUGCACAGGUUCGAGAGGAGCUCAAGCAGGCCCAGGAGACUGCUACCAAGACGUCUGUCGAAGGCGCUCCUCAGUCUCCUCCUUCUGACGAGGCCUACAGACUGCAAGUAAAGGAGGAGCUGUUGGCUUCGAUCCAGAAGGAUCAUGAGGAGGAGAUCCAGAGACUGCGAGCCCAGUGGCAGGCCCCUCUGGACGACUGGAAGACUAGAAUCCGAAAGCAGGCCAACGACAAGGUCAAGGAGAAGAUCGACGCCAUCAACGCCGAGUGGAAGGGUAAGAUGGAUGCUCUGAGCACAGAGUGCGAGGAGAAGCUCAAACAAAAAGAUGCUGAGAUCAACCAGUCUAACCCCGAGUUUCAGGAGCGACUCAAGGCGGAGAUAGAGAGUGCUCGAAACUCAGAGCGAAAGAUGGCAGAGAUGCGUCAAAAGCUGCUCAGCAGUAAGGUGGCCAAGCUGGAGGCCGAACUCAAGAGCCAAUCCGAGGGCGGCUUGGCUGGUGUGCCCACUGCUCCUGCCUCCAGCAUCUCAGUUCCUGGUAUGGCUGCUCGACCCCAAAGCCGAAUUCCCGGCCCUACUAUUCGUGGAGGACGAGGUGGCCGAGGUGGACUUCUGCAGCCUCAGCGACCCAGCAUUGUGCGACCGGGAUCUAUUCCUGUGCCUGUGGCUGGUGUCAAUCCGUUCGUUCCUGGUUCUGUGCCUGGGUCCACCACUGCUCCUGCUGCUGAGUCUACUUUCAACAACUCUGGUGUUCCCCCUGGAGCUCCUACUGGUCCUGGAGGAGGAUCUGCCAAGCGGCCUCUUUCUGGAGAACAGCCUGAUGCUCAGAAGAAGCGCCGAGAUGAUUAG
Yarrowia lipolytica CLIB122 is the source of this 5820-nucleotide messenger RNA. RefSeq lists its product as uncharacterized. Gene Ontology annotation, molecular function: structural constituent of nuclear pore. Gene Ontology annotation, biological process: mRNA export from nucleus; protein import into nucleus. The record is from RefSeq and is a predicted model, not a curated record. Gene Ontology annotation, cellular component: nuclear pore. NCBI's taxonomy places the organism in Eukaryota, Fungi, Ascomycota, Dipodascomycetes, Dipodascales.